GGGGGUGUAUGCUCACAAAUACAUCUUCUACGACAAAAGGAGAAUGGAAUUGCAAAGAUGAUAUAGAGCAACCCGUACUAUAUAUUUGAGGAGAAAGACGUCGUCGUCGUUGUCCGCUGUGAGCACUGUGCGUCCUGGCCCGAAAUAUCGGAGUCGGUGCACGUGGUGACAGUGGCGCAGCUCAUUAUGUCAGCACACCGAGAAAGGAACGGUUCUUUCACUCAAGUUUCGCUCUCCAUUCGGUUCUUGCCAGGUUCUCGCUUUCACAUGAGGAUGGCGACUUGGAAUUCCGAAGAUGAAUUUGACCAGAUGCCCGACGAUAUAGACUUUGCUGCCAUCGGAGAGGACCAAUGGAACGCAAUACAGAUUCAGAAUUCUUCAACACGUGUACAAUCCAAUGUACAUGCCAUAGAUAUUUCCGCAAACUCUCAACCGCCUAUAUCAUACGAAGGGCAUCGCAUCGCAGAGACACAAAGCGCUGAUAUUACAGUGCCCCAAUUCGUGCAAGGCUCCUCCAAUUUGUAUCCUGAGCCAGUUACUGAAACCAGAAGAGCGAUUACUCCUAGUAGUGUCUACUCCUCGGAUGACGCUGAUGAACUCGAUGAUGCCUUCUUCCAGCAAUUGGACGAAUUAGAGAACCAGAUUAUUAAUGGGUCUAGCGCAACAGCGCCUGCCGCUACGAUGCCUUCCGAAAUUAGUGUCACACCAGAACCUUCUUUCAGCAACGUUUAUGACACAGAGAUAGACUCUCCUCCAAUGAAACGUCGUCGCCUCGAAGACUGCAAUGAGAAUUCUGAGACACCUUUGAAGCAGAGCAUAAAAAAGUUCGAGGGUGAUUGGGCGGAACUGUUAGAUGAAUACGACGAUGAACUUAAUUGUCCAGUAUGCUGUGAUAUAUUAGUUGCGGCACACCUGGUCAACGGUUGUGGGCAUACACUGUGUGGAUCUUGUGGCUACCAAUGGAUCGUGGAGAAGUACCGAAAUACGUGCCCUGUGUGUCGUGCAAAAUGCCACGCCCUCACUCCUCUAAUACCCAAUAUAACCGCCGACAAUUUUGUUCAUAAACACCUCCGUGUCCGCGCGAGGCUUGGAGAUAAAGACUGGGAAGUGGGUGGGUCGAAACUUCUGGAAUGGCAAGGCAGGAAAGAGUGAGUGCUUCGCACAGGUGUUUUGCAUACAACCUUUUACACAUAUCGAUCUCGCUAGUAAAUGGAAGAACGACUGCGAACAGCGCACUCGGCGAUCGAAGAAAAUGCCAUCUAAUGUAAUUCGACCUCGAGUUGACAACCUGGGGCAGCUGGCAUAUACGAACCGUUUUCUUUUCUGAUAACAUUGUAUGUAGUAAAGAUUGUAUCCUUAUCUUAUUAGUGUAUCGUCGACAGGACCGAAAUGAAUAAAUCGUGACGUCAAAUC
This is a messenger RNA of Lentinula edodes (shiitake mushroom), 1413 nucleotides long. RefSeq lists its product as uncharacterized. NCBI's taxonomy places the organism in Eukaryota, Fungi, Basidiomycota, Agaricomycetes, Agaricales, Omphalotaceae. The record is from RefSeq and is a predicted model, not a curated record. Gene Ontology annotation, biological process: DNA damage tolerance; protein monoubiquitination. The coding region runs from base 187 to 1152 and encodes 321 amino acids. Gene Ontology annotation, molecular function: ubiquitin protein ligase activity; single-stranded DNA binding. Gene Ontology annotation, cellular component: Rad6-Rad18 complex; nucleus. The transcript is spliced from 6 exons.